Molecule: messenger RNA, 651 nt
Organism: Quercus lobata
Lineage: Eukaryota; Viridiplantae; Streptophyta; Magnoliopsida; Fagales; Fagaceae
Product: peptidyl-prolyl cis-trans isomerase-like
Exons: 2
Coding region: 1-651 (216 amino acids)
Biological process (GO): protein folding; protein peptidyl-prolyl isomerization
Cellular component (GO): cytoplasm
Molecular function (GO): peptidyl-prolyl cis-trans isomerase activity; cyclosporin A binding
Source: RefSeq, a predicted model, not a curated record
AUGGCUUCCAACCCUAUGGUCUUCUUCAACAUGACCAUCGGUGGCCAACUUGCCGGCCAUAUCAUUAUGAAGCUCUACACCGACGUGGUUCCCCACACUGCCGUGAACUUUCGGGCUCUCUACACCAGCCAGAAGGGCACAGGCCGCUCCGGCAAGCCGCUUCACUACAAGGGAUUGUCAUUCCACCACGUGAUCCCUGGGUUCAUAUGCCAAGGAGGCGACUUCACCGCUGGAAACGGCAUCGGAGGCGAGUCGAUCUAUGGCACCAAGUUCACCGAUGAGAACUUCGUGAAAAAGCACACCAGCCCCGGAGUCCUCUCUAUGGCCAAUGUCGGUCCCGGAACCAACGGAUCUCAGUUCUUCAUUUGCACUACCAAGACCGAGUGGCUCAACGGAAAGCACGUCAAGUUCAGCCAGAUCAUCGAGGGCAUGGACCUCAAUAAAAAGUUGGAAGCAGUAGCCAGUUCCAAAUUUCAAGUAUAUCAACACAUAGUCGUUAUAACUUGCCACUCUUCGAAGAAAGUGGCUAUAACUUGCCAUUCUUCGGAGAUAGUCACAAUUUCUCGCCACCUCAAUAAAAAGUGGCAAGCAGUAGUUAGUCCCAAAUUUCAUGUAGUUCGACACAUAGUGGGUAUACCUUUCCACUCUUGA